This is a messenger RNA of Symbiodinium sp. CCMP2456, 697 nucleotides long. NCBI's taxonomy places the organism in Eukaryota, Dinophyceae, Suessiales, Symbiodiniaceae. The record is from the annotation of a GenBank genome assembly.
GACGAAUCUGUCCUUUGCGCAUGCGCUACCUAUGUGCUUGUCCUGCAUUUUGGCCUACGUGAUCAGCUCCAUUGUUCUGCAAUCCAACAUUGAGGUGGACCAGAGUGCCUUCCGGAGUGAAGACAGUUGGGGCUGGACAGCGGUCCUUCUGGUCAUAUCCUCAGCAAUGUGUUUGUCUGGACACCGAAACCUGGAGUACCAGAGACGGCUAUCGUUCCUGUCUCUUUGGGCAUCCUUUGCAGUGCUGAAGGACAUUCAGGUCGACGAUCCGGCCAUUUUUUUGGACUACAUGGCCUUUGAAAGAAGGGCAUCCGGUGAUGCCGAACCCCCUACAAAUAACUCGGGACCACAGGCGAUGAGGGAAACACGACUGGCUCGACUGAAGAGGGGUCAAGAGCUGCUACGCAGGUUGAGCUCUAGCCCUGGAAUGGGAAACCAGGCCUUCCGCAAUGCGCUCAUCGGGCUCCUUGACAUCCUGUCCUCUGCACGGGAGGAUCUGGCACAGGCAGAUCGCCUUUUGAAGCCCGCGGUCGGCGAGCAGCUCCUGAAGCAGGGAAUCGAUGGUGAAGCGCAGCAAAAGCUGCUAGAUCUCUUCGAUGACUUGGCACCUGUUCCCCGGCUCCCACGAAAGGUUGACAAAAUGCUUGACGAAGGUGCUGUGAACGGAGAUGACAAGGAGAGGGAAAACAGAACGGAG